ACGGGCACGCGCACGCCGCGGCCUCGAGCACGCAGCCGCCCUCGUCGCAGUAAACGCGACAGCUCCGGUUGGCCUUGGGGGCGGGGCUGUAGAGGAACGUGCCAAAGCCGUAGAGUGAGAAUUCUACUAGAGAGGAAAUGGCUGCCUCUUCAUCAUCCUCCUCAGCCGGUGGGGUCAGUGGAAGUUCUGUCACUGGAUCUGGUUUCAGUGUCUCAGACCUUGCCCCACCACGGAAAGCCCUUUUCACCUACCCCAAAGGAGCUGGAGAGAUGUUAGAAGAUGGUUCCGAGAGAUUCCUCUGUGAAUCCGUUUUCAGCUAUCAAGUGGCAUCUACGCUUAAACAGGUGAAACAUGAUCAGCAAGUUGCUCGGAUGGAAAAACUAGCUGGUCUGGUAGAAGAGCUGGAGGCAGAUGAGUGGCGAUUUAAACCCAUCGAGCAGCUGCUGGGGUUCACACCCUCUUCAGGUUGACCUUGCCUGGACAGUCACCUAUGGGGCACAGCAAGUGCAGGUCCAGUGAGGAACUUUUCUUACAGCUUACAUAGCCAUCCAGAGAUUCACAGCUCCAUCACUGAAUUGUUAAUUCACAUCCAUACUUGGUUUCUCUUUAUCUAUCCAUAAGCAACAAAUACUUAAAUGUGUGAUCUUAUACAAGGAAAUUUUUUGUUUAUUUGUUUAAAAAAGUAUUGAGGGCUUCCCUGGUGGUGCAGUGGUUGAGAGUCCACCUGACGAUGCAGGGGACACAGGUUCGUGCCCUGGUCCGGGAAGAUCCCACAUGCCGCAGAGCGGCUAGGCCCGUGAGCCAUGGCCGCUGAGCCUGCGUGGUCCAGAGCCUGUGCUCCGCAAAGGAGGUUUGGGUUUAAGAGAGAUUUAUAAAACUACACAAGCCAGGACACAUGCCAGAAUUGGCCAACAGAAUGGCAUCCCUCCUGUCAAUUCAUGCAGUUCCUAGAAUCCUCACCAGUCAAGUCGGAGGUCAGGAUCUAGAGUUAUAAAAUAUAGUAUUUCUAACCUAAAACCGUUCUUUUUGCAGAUGAAUGUGAUUUCAACUCAGGACCUGUCCAAAUUAGGAAUUUUUUAAUGUUUGGGAUUUAUUUUCUAUUUUUAGACAUCUAAUUCUAUAGAUUCUAUCUUUUUCUAACCUCCUCUAGGCAUGCCAAAUGCUGGCAAAAAGAAUUGCUUUUUGAAUGUUGAAGUUCUGCUAAAAAUAAAGCAGUGAGCAAAAUCCUUUUAAACACAGAAAUCCUGAGUUCAUCUUGUUGGUGGGCUCAGGCAAUUCUGUAGCAAAUAAAUCCUUUGAAAGAGC
Kogia breviceps (pygmy sperm whale) is the source of this 1305-nucleotide messenger RNA. The record is from RefSeq and is a predicted model, not a curated record. Lineage: Eukaryota; Metazoa; Chordata; Mammalia; Artiodactyla; Physeteridae.